GAGAAAUUGAAUUUGGAGGGUAAAGACUCGAAUCUGCCUCCCGUCUUUCAGGCAACGACCUCCCCAACGUCUUCACAAUUUCCUCAAGACAUAUGCCAUUGACGGCGUAGACGACAACCCGAUACUCGUCCUCUUUUUUGGCCAGCUGCCGAGAACCAGACCUGUUGCACCGAGAGCCAACGACUAUAGGUGCCAUCGUCCACCAAGACAAUACUCGACGCUUCCUCUCUCGCAAGUGUUUUUGCAUGCCAGCUUUCGUCGGCGACAACAACGUCCCAGGAGCUACCUAUAGGGGAACAACCAGAGACCUUGUCAUCAUGGAAGAAAAACCGGCAGAUCAGCGCCCAGACAUUCACGACCAGUCUGAUGCACAUGGCCCCGAGCUUGUUCAACGUUCAACAGAAGAAGCUAAGCCGUUGCAAAGACAUGCCAGCGUCUACGAUGCUGUUGCAGGAAGAAUCGUAUUUGACACCACAUUGAAUGCCGCUGUUCAGGAUGAGAAGACGCCUCACGCCAACUCCAAACCGCCCAGGCUGACUAGACAUCCCAUCAACGCUUCCGCGUUAGCCCCGGAAGAGGUUCUGUUCCGCCGCAAGUCAGCACCCGAGCGCUUUGCCGAGUUCGAUGUCUACAUGGCACAUGACCGGAACCUCACAGACGGUGGCCGCACAUCCCUGCCCGACUCUGAUCUUCUCAAAUCCGUACACACCUAUGCGAGCUACUUUUAUUCUGCCCUUGGCGGCCCAAAGCGCAAUCUCUUGUACCAAGUUGGCGCUCGCAAUAUUGACGAGAGAAGUAUGGAUGAGUCGGCCUUAAUCGCCUUGGGCAUUUUGCUCGAAGAGGCUGGCAGAGACGUCUUAGGAAGCAAAGGAGACAUGGUUUUCACCGAGGGCCUCCAAUUACCCGAGGACAGCAACCCGACGUAUCAAGAACCACGCGCCGCGACCAACACGCCAACUCAUCCUGUGCUUGGACACGUGAGCCGGGAGACAGCCCCUGUCGGUUUCGCUGACGUUGGGUCCUGGAAAAGGGCAACUAAACGACAAAAACUGAGCGAUCCCGAUAAUGCCUAGAGCCUCUCUGAAUCUCUCACUUUCCGAGAUGUUGGUUCCAACACUCCCCGCCAAACCCUUAUCACCGCUCGACUUGCUGGCACUUUUGCACUUGGCGACCGUUGCCAGCAACCCGGAACAAGUAUGGAUCCUCAUUUAGCGAUCGAGUGAGCAAUCGAGACACGGCAACUCGGCAUCUGGUGCUUGCGUGCACGGGGACGGUUGUGGACUUACACAGCCUUAUCCAUUGUUUGCUCUUGAAAGAAAGAGUAGCAAAUAUAUCGGUCACAAGAUCCACGGCACGCUCGACACGAAUAUUCGGGCGUGGUCAGCGAUGGCAUAUCCCAACGAUGACCGAGUGCAGAAGUUCGUUCCGUAAUGAACCACCCAUCGAAUCAGCUGUCGCUAGACACCCAGUCACUGCCAGGAUCCGCCAUCUAACUUCUAAGCAGCCUCGAUCCCAUACAUGGAGCGCUUGGAACAGCUGGCUCAUUGACGGAAUGAUCCUAACUUCGCAAACGCUCCACGCCCGACAACGCCGCAUGUUUUCUCCUUUCGUUUGUUCAAGAGACAUAGCAAGCUUACCUUGCCUACCACGGAUAAGUGUCCCGCUGUAUCUAUGUACUUCUCGUGGGCCCCGAUUUCUCUUUUCCGCGACUUUGUAUGGAGGAAAUACGUCGUGGCCAAGUCCGAUGAAGUUUGUUGGAACACAGGUUUCGCUUAGCAAGAUGCCCACCAAGACUCGGGACAGAAACCAGAAGUUGUUUGCGAUAGACUCUCAGCGCCUGCCAUACCCACCAGUUUGCGCGCCAACCGUCUGCUGUCGACCGCUUUUGUACGACAUCAUCUAUGCUCGAGCGAACUUUGACGAAUCGAAGCAGCUCUUGACGUCAGACGCUAUGUAGUCUAUUUCUAGGACUAGACGAAAGGCUUUUUUGCCAACUUCCUAAGCGCAGCAGAAACAAGGGGAGCAGCCCAGGGUCAUUCACAAUUUGACUUAUGUCGGCAUGGAAAGAGAAGAGUGCGAGGUCGGAGUGAAAGUCCCUGUCAAACCUUGGAAGUCUACCUCGAUACCAAGCCAGACCAGGCGAUGGAAAAUGGCGUCGACACAAUCUCCCCGUCCAUCGUCGGCGACCUUUCACCAUAGACACCGCAGAGCUCAUACCUGUAACCAACUGCCAUCAAGAUUGAAUCCACUAUGCGUCAAGCCCAAGGGAAAAGGAAUCUAGACAUCGC
This is a messenger RNA of Colletotrichum scovillei, 2288 nucleotides long. RefSeq lists its product as uncharacterized. Gene Ontology annotation, molecular function: RNA polymerase I cis-regulatory region sequence-specific DNA binding. Gene Ontology annotation, biological process: nucleolar large rRNA transcription by RNA polymerase I. The record is from RefSeq and is a predicted model, not a curated record. The transcript is spliced from 2 exons. Gene Ontology annotation, cellular component: RNA polymerase I upstream activating factor complex. Bases 246 to 1073 code for a protein of 275 amino acids. NCBI's taxonomy places the organism in Eukaryota, Fungi, Ascomycota, Sordariomycetes, Glomerellales, Glomerellaceae.